This is a messenger RNA of Lachancea lanzarotensis, 1794 nucleotides long. It is a transcript of the gene DBP9, whose product is annotated as LALA0S10e04962g1_1. Bases 1 to 1794 code for a protein of 597 amino acids. Lineage: Eukaryota; Fungi; Ascomycota; Saccharomycetes; Saccharomycetales; Saccharomycetaceae. The transcript has a single exon. Gene Ontology annotation, cellular component: nucleolus. The record is from RefSeq and is a predicted model, not a curated record. Gene Ontology annotation, molecular function: nucleic acid binding; RNA helicase activity; ATP binding.
AUGAGUGAACAGAGUAGCGUCAGCACAUAUUUGGACGAUUCAGCGGAUUUCGAAUCCUUUCAUUUGGAUGCAAGACUCUUGCAAGCCAUCAAGCAUAAUGGAUUUGAAAAGCCUACACUAAUUCAGUCCAACGCUAUUCCUUUGGCUCUGGAACAGAAAAGAGACGUAAUCGCAAAAGCUGCUACAGGUUCGGGGAAAACUUUAGCCUAUUUGAUACCAGUCGUACAGACUAUUUUGCAAUACAAGCAGACAACACCAGCAGAUCAAACUGGCAGUCCCAAGACACUGGGAAUAAUUUUGGUUCCUACAAGAGAACUGGCACAACAGGUGCAAGCAGUAUUGGCAAAACUGGUUCUUUUUUGUUCCAAAGACGUGCAUUCUUUAAACUUAUCGUCCCAACUGGCCGACAAUGUGCUAACGUCUCUGUUACUGGACGGCCCGGAAGUUUUAAUCUCGACACCUUCCAGGCUGCUAGCAGUUCUUGAAACCAAAUCCAACGCGUUGGUCAUGGACGACCUCAAAUUCCUAGUCAUUGACGAAGUCGACCUCGUUUUGACGUUUGGCUAUCAAGACGAUCUUGACCAAAUCGCUCGCUACUUACCUCUCAAAAAGAAUUUACAGACUUUCCUGAUGAGUGCUACUUUGAAUGAGGACAUCCAAGAACUGAAAGCGAAAUUUUGCCGAUCUCCAGCUAUCUUGAAACUCAACGAGGACGAAAUCAACAAAGACCAAAGUAAGUUGCUGCAGUACUAUGUCAAAGUCAGUGAGUUUGACAAAUUUUUACUGUGCUACGUUAUCUUCAAACUGGGUUUGAUCAAGGGCAAGACGCUCAUCUUUGUCAAUAAUAUAGACAGAGGAUACAGGCUCAAAUUAGUGCUGGAACAGUUUGGCAUCAGAUCAUGCAUUUUGAAUAGCGAGUUGCCAGCUAACUCAAGACAGCACAUCGUGGCAGAAUUCAAUAAAAAUGUUUAUCAGUUGCUCAUUGCCACGGAUGACACUGAGUACAUCAAGGAAGAAGAAGAAGAAGAAGAAGAGGAUGGUGAGGGCCAGAAAGCGGUAGAAGUUGAAAGUACGGAACAACCCGCGUCAAGCGACAGCGGUAACAAGAGUAGAAAAGACGGUAAAAAUUUCAAAAAAGACAGAGACUACGGUGUAUCUCGGGGCGUCGAUUUCCAGAAUGUGGCCUGCGUUUUGAACUUCGACUUACCAUCGACCGCGAAGUCAUAUGUCCACAGGAUUGGCAGAACUGCGCGUGCAGGCAAAUCGGGUGCCGCCAUUUCAUUUGUGGUUCCUCUCAAAGAAUUUGGAAAACACAAACCAUCAAUGUGCGCCACUGCGAAAAGGGACGAAAAGAUUCUAUCGAGGAUCGUCAAACAACAAAGCAAACUAGGUUUCGAAAUUUUGCCUUACUCUUUUGAUAUAAAUCAAGUGGAAGGUUUCCGCUAUAGAAUGGAGGAUGGUUUUCGUGCUGUGACUCAAGUUGCGGUCAGAGAGGCUCGUGUCAAGGAACUGAAGCAAGAAAUUUUAACCAGUGACAAGCUAAAAAGGCAUUUCGAAGAAAACCCACAGGAUUUGCAAAGUCUGAGGCAUGACAAGGAACUACACCCGGCAAGAGUGCAGCAACAUCUCAAAAGGGUACCGGACUAUCUUCUUCCAGAAGCUGCUAGACAAAACAAACAAAAAAUUGGUUUUGUACCCUUUCACACUGCCAAGAGCUUGAAACGCAAAGGCAAGGUUUACAAGAACAACAGCAAACGCGGUGGCAAGUCAGAUCCGCUUAAGAACUUCAAAUAG